UUAGAUCUUAAUAAUCAUGAAUUUUGUGUGAUAAAGAUAAUUAUUCCGAAAUCGUGAGAUGCGGUCUGGUGGUUGUGUGAUAAGUUGAUAACACAUACUGUCUGUACAAUAUAUAACAAAGGUCGAAUGUCUCAUUGUUUAUUGGGGCGUUCCUUGCAGGCUUUUCUUCGCCUUAGUUAUUUUAUGUUUAGUCAGCUACCAGACCCUCUUUUAUGAGACAUACCAGAGCUAUGUUAAUUUAAUAUUGCUGUAGUUUUGUAUAUAUUUAUACGUUACAUUUCUUGCUUUCUUCUGUAUAACUGUUUUAUCAUUGGACCGUUUUGUUUUGAACAAAAAUGUGGUCUGUGUUUGAUUUGAAACUACUGGCUAUAUUGUUAGUCACUGGAGGCAGUAUACUGUUCGGUGUUCUCCCAUCCCUUCUAGGUCUAGGCACAAGGUACAGGGAUUCUGUGUUGCUCUCUGCCUUGCUUUGCUUCGGAGGCGGUGUCCUCCUUUCAACGUCGAUUGUACACAUUUUGCCCGAUACUCGUAAGAAUCUCAAUGGAUGGGCUGAAAUAGUAUUCUGCUCUGGAUUCAUGCUCAUAUACCUGUCGGAUGUCAUAUUAAAUUUUAUACGAAACUGGAGAGCUGAACGAUCCUCACUGGAGAGCCUUCCUUACCAAACUAUAAGACAAAGCUAUGGUUCGAUUAGUCAUGAUGGAGGACAGGAUGAUGACCUGCAUGGGGAUGAAAUGGAAGAGAUGCCGCCAGAAUUGAAAUGUUCUAAUUUCAGUCUUAUUUUUGCAUUUUCUCUGCAUUCGCUGUUGGAGGGUCUAGUCAUAGGCGUGGAACCGACUGUACGAGGGGUCCUAUUACUUUUACUAGCUGUAUGUUGCCAUAAAUUACUUGUUGCAUUUUGCCUCGGUUCUGAAUUAAUCGCCGAUGGCCGACCAACAUACAAAAUCGUGCCUCCGCUGUCUGUAUUUGCUGUCGGUUCAGCUGCUGGAAUCGCUCUGGGAUUUGUUUUUCAGCCUGACAAAAUGCCAAGCCUCAAUUUAUUAGUGCCUAUUCUCCAAGAUUUAGCUGGAGGAACACUUCUCUAUGUCGUGAUGUGUGAAAUUUUGCCAAGGGAACGGCGGAAAAACCAGCCAAGCUUUAUUAACCUAGUACAAUAUUUUGCUGUCUUAAUCGGAUUCAGUUUUAUGGCAGCAAUGAGUACAUUGACUGAAAUGGAUGGUUAGUUUAAACUAUUAUUAAUAAAAGAUUGUGAUAUAGAUAGAUAUUACAGUAUAUUUUGAUCUCUGACUGACAUUAUGUUAUUACUUUUUAAGUAACACGUUUUACUUAAAUUUAAAAAAAAUGUUAUCACAACACUUGGAGAUUGCUGACCCCAAUACGUUUAUCUUUUUUAUACAUACCAAAUCAAAUUUUAAAUUGGUUUUGAUAAGUUUAUUUUUAUUUUGUUAUCAAAAUACUCUAUGUGAUGCAAAGUGUAUUAUUUACUAAGUUGACUUUAGAAUUAGUUAUGUUAUUUUUUGUAGGUAGCAUUUAUGUCACAUAAAAACAUCAACCAAUUUUUUUUUGUAAUCUUUUUAAUUUAAAUUGAUUGAAGAUGAACAAAAAUUUAUGUAUUACAAUAUAACCUAAUAAUACUGAGUAAUAGAUAUAUAUUAUUUUUUCACUUUAGUAAUAAAAUAUAUAUUUGACUCUUAA
This is a messenger RNA of Cimex lectularius (bed bug), 1692 nucleotides long. RefSeq names its product zinc transporter ZIP1 (gene Zip88E). NCBI's taxonomy places the organism in Eukaryota, Metazoa, Arthropoda, Insecta, Hemiptera, Cimicidae. Bases 336 to 1220 code for a protein of 294 amino acids. Gene Ontology annotation, cellular component: plasma membrane. The record is from RefSeq and is a predicted model, not a curated record. The transcript is spliced from 5 exons. Gene Ontology annotation, molecular function: zinc ion transmembrane transporter activity. Gene Ontology annotation, biological process: zinc ion transmembrane transport.